AAGAUCUGACGGUGCAGAUGGAAGGGCAGGAUAGUAGCAGUGGAUAAUCCUCCCCGGCCCAAAUCCGAGAGACCCAGAAGCCGCCGCCGCCGCCGGAGUCUGUUCCUCGAAUCCUUCGCCGGAGGUAGCCGCGGACGACGGCCAUGCUCUCCGCCGCCGCCUCGGCCAUCCCGAGGCUCCGCUGGGCCGCGCCGCCGCGGAACCAGUCUGCGAGGAACCAAUGGUUGCUGCUGCGGCGGCGUUCCCUCUCCUCCUCACCUCCCUACGUGACGCCCGGUAUCCCGGCGGCGGCGGCGGCGGCAGGGAGUGGGGCUCUCGAGCCGCCGGACCUGCCCCGCCUCGCCAACGCGGCACGCAUCUCUCUCUCGCCGGAAGAGGCUGAGGAGUUCGCGCCGAAGAUUCGGCAGGUGGUGGAUUGGUUUGGGCAACUUCAAGCCGUCGAUCUUGAAUCUGUUGAGCCUUCACUUAGAGCUGGUACUGCGGCAGGUAAUUCAUUGAGAGAAGACAGGCCUGAAACAUUUACUAACAGAGAUGCCAUAAUAGAGUCUGUCCCAAGCUAUGAUGAUCCAUACAUCAAGGUGCCAAGAGUGCUGAACAAAGAAUGACCUGUAAUUUGUAGAUCAAUUUUUUUUUCCGUUGCACAAUGUAACAUGGUUUAGCAAUAAAUCUUAGUAGUCAAGUUUAGUAUCAUUUCAACUGAAUGAUAUGGCUCGAGAUCAUGAUGUCAACAUUUGUAAUUUGUUUACUAUGGAAGCUAUUUUUAAUAGUUUAAUAUUGUAUUAUAUUUUCAGACCAGAAACAUUUGAUUUGAUAUGCUUGAUUUCUGUUCAAAAAUUCUCAAAUGCA
Messenger RNA from Oryza sativa Japonica Group (Japanese rice), 846 nucleotides. The record is from RefSeq and is a predicted model, not a curated record. NCBI's taxonomy places the organism in Eukaryota, Viridiplantae, Streptophyta, Magnoliopsida, Poales, Poaceae.